Messenger RNA from Chrysochloris asiatica (Cape golden mole), 3492 nucleotides. It is a transcript of the gene DSG2, whose product is annotated as desmoglein 2. The record is from RefSeq and is a predicted model, not a curated record. Gene Ontology annotation, cellular component: desmosome; plasma membrane. The transcript is spliced from 16 exons. Lineage: Eukaryota; Metazoa; Chordata; Mammalia; Afrosoricida; Chrysochloridae. The coding region runs from base 1 to 3492 and encodes 1163 amino acids. Gene Ontology annotation, biological process: homophilic cell-cell adhesion. Gene Ontology annotation, molecular function: calcium ion binding.
AUGACUGUAAUUAUCUUAAGUAACUUGUUGCAUGAAGCUGUUAUAGAAAUGGGGCAUUUAUCCACUGGAUUUUUAAGGUUACUCAAACUUAGACCUGGAGGUAUUAAAAGGGGUGUGGGAGGAAGUGUGAGUGGAGGGCGAAGACAGAGAUCAGCGUUCGCCAUUUGUGUUGCUGCAGCAUGCUACCAACUUCAAAAUAUCUUCUUUAACUUUGGAAAUGGACUUCAUUUAGAGACCUUAAAUACAAGAAAUGAAAAUAAGCUGCUUCCUAAACACACACACUUAGUGCGGCAAAAGCGGGCCUGGAUCACCGCUCCAGUGGCUCUUCGGGAAGGAGAGAAUCUAUCCAAGAAGAAUCCAAUUGCCAAGAUACAUUCUGAUCUGGCAGAAGAAAGAGGAAUGAAAAUUACAUACAAAUACACUGGAAAAGGAAUUACAGAGCCACCUUUUGGAGUGUUUACAUUUAAUAAAGACACUGGAGAACUGAAUGUCACCACAAUUCUUGAUCGAGAAGAAACACCUGCUUUUCUGCUAGUGGGUUACGCUUUAGAUGAAUAUGGAAACAACAUGGAAAAACCAUUAGAACUACGAAUUAAAGUCCUUGACAUCAAUGACAACGAUCCAGUGUUCACACAGGAUGUCUUUGUUGGGAGUGUCGAAGAGUUGAGCGCAGCACAUACUCUUGUGAUGAAAAUCACUGCAACAGAUGCAGAUGAACCCAAUACUAUGAAUUCUAAAAUUUCCUAUAGGAUUGUAUCUCAGGAGCCUUAUGAUCCUUCAGUGUUCUAUCUAAAUAAAGACACAGGAGAGAUUUAUACAACAACUUUUAAAUUGGACAGAGAGGAACACAGUAGUUAUUCUUUAACUGUAGAAGCAAGAGAUGGUAAUGGACAAAUAACAGAUAAACCAGUAAAACAAGCUCAAGUUCAGAUUCGUAUUUUGGAUGUCAACGACAAUAUACCUAUAGUGGAAAGUGAAAUGUAUGAAGCAUCUGUUCAAGAAAAUCAAGUAAAUGUAGAAGUUAUGCGCAUCAAAGUGUCUGAUGCAGAUGAAGUAGGCUCUGACAAUUGGCUCGCAAAUUUUACGUUUGCAUCAGGAAAUGAAGGAGGUUAUUUCCAUAUUGAAACAGAUGCUUUAACUAAUGAAGGAAUUGUGACGCUUAUUAAGGAAAUAGAUUAUGAAGAAAUGAAGAAUCUUGAUUUCAGUAUUAUUGUCACUAAUAAAGCAGCAUUCCACAAAUCAGUUAAGAAUAAAUACAAGCCUACAUCCAUUCCUAUCAAAGUCAAGGUGACAAACGUGCAAGAAGGCAUUCAUUUUAAAAGCAACACAGUCACGUUUUCUGCUAGCGAGAGCACAGAUAGAUCAAGCGUAGGCAGAAUCUUUGGAAAAUUUCAAGCUUUUGAUGAAGAUACUGGAAAAGCGGCCCGUGUAAGAUAUGAAAUAGUGGAUGAUAAAGAAAACUGGAUCUCUGUAGAUCGUUUUACGUCUGAAAUUAAACUUGUAAAAAUUCCUGACUUUGAAUCCAAAUAUGUCAUAAAUGGAACAUAUAUUACAAAAAUGGUGGCUAUAGCAGAAGGCCACCCUAGUAAAACCAUCACUGGUACCAUCGUUGUCAAGAUUGAAGACGUCAAUGAUAAUUGUCCCAAACUGGUGAACCCAGUGCAGACUGUCUGUGAUGACGUGCCUUAUGUGAAUGUUACUGCCAAGGACCUGGAUGGACAACACAAUAGUGUGCCUUUUAGUUUCUCUGUCAUUAACAAACCACCUGGAGUGGCAGAAAAAUGGAAAAUAAUACAACAAGACAGUACCAGUAUUCUGCUACAACCAAGUCAACGGAAGCUUGAGCCAAGUGAAAUCGAAUUCCUGAUUAAAGACGUGCAAGGUUUAAGUUGCCAGGAAAGGCAGAUCCUUAAACUCAGAGUCUGUACGUGUCUGGAUGGCAGUGGCUGUGUGGAAGCACUACGGGACUCCUAUGUGGGCCUGGGGCCCUCAGCAGUUGCACUCAUAAUUUUGGCUCUUCUGCUCUUGCUACUUGUGCCCCUCUUAUUGCUGAUGUGCCAUCAUGGAGAGGGAGCCAAAGGCUUUGCCCCCAUCUCUGCUACUAUAGAAAUGCUGCAUCCUUGGAACAAUGAAGGAGCCCCCCCUGAGGACAAGGUCAUUCCAGAGCUUCUGGCAGCAGAUCAAGGGGAAAAUCUAGCAGUGGGAAAUGGAAUCGGGGCUUCAUUAACCAAGGAAUCCUCUGUGAAAGGAUUUAGUUCUGCCUUCUUUACCAAAGGGGUACACGAGAUGUCUGAGAUGGAUGGAAGAUGGGAAGACCACAGAAGUCUUUCUGGUGGGGCAACUCAGGUCACAAGGACAACAGGAGCUGCCAUAGGCUCUCAGACCAUAAGGACCACAGGAACGACGGGGCUUACCAGAGACAUAGCCGGAGCCCGAACUAAUGCCACUGUGGUCAACGAGCAGUACUUAAGAAAUUAUUUCACAGAAAAAGUGACCGCUUACAUGGAAGAAGAUGAUGUUUACACAGCCAAAGAUUGCCUUCUGGUUUAUUCUCAGGAAGAAACUGAAUCUCUACAUGGUUCCAUUGGCUGCUGCAGUUUUAUUGAAGGAGAGAUAGAUGAUCUCUUCUUAGAUGAUUUGGGAACUAAAUUCAAGACACUUGCUGAAGUUUGCAUGGGUCAUAAAAUAGAGAUGGGUAUGGAAGUUGAGCCGAGGCAAAAACCUGUCACAGAAACAAGUAUGAGCACAGUUUCACGUUCACACUCUGAGCAAACUAGGGUUCAUUCAGAAAAUACCUACUCCAUUGGCAAUACCUUUCAAGUCUCAAAACCUUCGCAUGAAGCACCUGCAGAGAAAGUAACUCAGGAAUUAGUCACAGAAAGAUCCAUGUCUUCUCUGAAGGGUCAAAAGGUAGUUACACCUCUUCCUGAUCCAUUGUUCCCUAGUAAUAUUGUAGUGACAGAAACAUCCUAUGCCACAGGCUCCACCAGCCAACCAAACACUGCAAUCCUGGGUUCUAGACAACCACAGGGCCUUAUUGUGACAGAGCGGGUGUACGCUCCAACAUCUACUUUGGUAGAUCAGCAUUACGCCAAUGAAAGUAAUGUUGUGGUCACUGAACGAGUAAUAAAUCCUAAUGAGGGCAUACUGAAUGCUCUUGAAGUCCCUCCGCAUCUGCCAGAUGCACAUUAUGUCAUGGUGAGGGAAAGAGAGAGGGUUCUGGCCCCUAGCUCAGACAUGCAGCCCCCGUUGGCCAUGCCCAGGGUUAAAAUGGGACAGAAUGUGACAGUAACAGAAAGAGUGCUGACACCUGCUUCCACUCUGCAGUCUAAUUACCAGCUUCCUGCUGAAAGCUCCACAGUCACUAGAAAGCCCAUGGUUUCUGGAGCUAGUGUCACUGACCCUGUGCCAAAUUUGACUUCUAAUACUACCAUAGCCACAUCUUCCACCAGACUCACCAAGCAUAGCACUGUACAACAUUCUUACACCUAA